AUUAUCAUAAUCAUUUACCAUUUCAUCAAAAGACAUUUAUUCCUGAAUUAUUAUUAAUUAAACAACCUAUUAUACGUCCACAUAUUCAUCGUCGUCCAUAUGAAUUAAAUAAUAUAGAUGCACCACGUCGUUUAACUGAUAAUUGUCAACGUGAUUUAUAUAUUUGUAUAUUACAUAUUAUGUCUACUAUAACAUUAGUACAUUUAAAAUGUUUAUUUCAUAGUUUUACUAUACAAGAAAGAUUACAUUUUUUGAAUAUAUUAAAAUUUUCUAUUCAACAUCUACGUUAUCGUGGUAAACAUUGUAUUCAACAAUAUGAACACAUAAGUCACAGUAGUGUUGGACGAACUGGUGGUACUGGUCAUCUCCUUCAUACGAGCAAUGCACUAGCUAGUAAUGCUGCUUCUCGUAAAAAGAGUAAACAUUUACAAAGUGAUCUGUUAACUAAAAAUGAAGUAACCCCUGAAGAAGGACAUGAUAAUAUACCAAGUAAAAAUGAAAGUUUUAUUAAAAGCGAAUUUGGCAACUGAAUCAAGCUUGAUCAUCUUAGAUUUGUUGAGUACGUUUACAACAGUUUUUAAAUCAGAAUUGAAUCUAUGUAAACCAAAUGAUCCAGUAUUUUGUUCAAUAAUUGAAACGUAUAUAUGUAUAUUAUCUAAUAAUCCAUCUGAUUAUGUAAUACGUCAUACAUUUUCUGCAUUACGUGUAUUUAUUAAUCAAAAUUCACAGACUCUCUUCUCUGAAUCAACCGAUAUUCUAAGUAUGCUUUGUUUAGCUGGUUUAAGAUGUUCUAAUCAAUGUUUUCUUUCAUUAUCAUCGGUUAUCUCUUCUCCAUCAUUAUCAGUUUCAUCAAUACCACCACCACCGCCACCACCACCACGAACAACAACAACAACCGCAUGCCCUGUCUCCAACUCGACUGAUUCCAAUACUAAUACUCUAUCGGAUAAAAAUUCUCAAAUAUCAUUUCUAACUAAUAAUAUUAAUACAACGUCGUCUGACACAACAGCAUCUAUUAAGUAUAAACCUCCAAUACUAUCUAGAUUGAAAAAUAUUGAAAUUAAUGAUACAAAUCAGAUUAUAUCAAAUACUAGCCAUUUUAAUCAUAGUAAUGAUUAUGAUAAUAGUAAUAUGAAUAAUCAAGCAUUGAUAAGUAGACUUUGUCUAGAUGCAUGCGGUUUCUUAUAUCGUUUAUGGAAGUGUAGUUUUGAAACACAUCAACAAGUUGGAUUUCAUCGUGUACAUUUACAGACAAUUAUUGCUAUAUCAAAACUUGUUAGUGAACUAAGUCCCGGUUUUGAAGCAAGUUUAAGUCUUUUGCAUAGUUUAGCACAAACUGAUAUGCAAAGAAUUUCAGAAUCAACUUCGACAAAGUCAUUAACUACAACAGUAACAACAACAUCGUCGUCAUCAUCAAAUGCAUCUGGGAAGUUUUUUUGGACUGAUUCAAAUAUUCGUUUAUUCUUAGAUGAUAUUGACGAUUUAAUUCAUCGUAUAUUAACUGUAUUAACUGCUACUGCUGAAAUGCGUCGACAUUGUGAUGACCCUGAGCGUAUAGUUGACUUACAGUAUGCACUAGCUAAAUCGUACAGUAGUAAUCCAGCAUUAAGACGUACAUGGUUAGAAGAAUUAGUCAAAUUACAUAUGAAUUCAAGAAGUUUCACAGAAUUAGCUAUGACUAAAUUACAUAUUGCUGCAUUAAUGGCUGAAUAUUUAAAAUGUAAAGGUAUUUUAGAUUGUGAAUUUCCUCAAGGAUGUAAUGCAUUUAAAACAAUUUCAUCUAAUAUUUACAUAGAAGAAAAUGGAUUAAAAACAGAUUCUACAGUAUUAGAAAUUUCUUAUACACAAGAGAAUUUAUUAACCGAUCUAAAUGAAGCUGCAUUAGCCUUAGAAUCUGCUGGAUUAUAUGAAUGUAUACAACCUGUGUAUAAUUUAAUUUUACCAGUAUAUGAAUCUAAAUGUCAAUAUAUGAAUUUAGCUCAAAUUUAUCAUCAUAUUGGUCGAACUUAUGAAGCAAUAAAUCGAAUUGAAUCUUAUGGACAUCGAUUAUUUGCCGCAUAUUAUCGUGUUACAUUUCAUGGUCAAUUAUUUGAAUCAAUGGCUGGUAAAUCAUUUAUUUAUCGUUCAAAUCCAUGUCAAAAAUUAAAUGAAAAAUGUAAUGAAUUAUUACAAUUAUAUCGUCAUAAAUAUGGUGAACAAUCAGUGGAAUUAUUAACUGAUAAUUUUAUUAAUCGAUCAAUAUUAGAUCCAAUGAAAGCUUAUGUUCAAAUUACUUAUGUUGAACCAUAUAAAGAAAUAAAAGAUUCUGAUAAAAAACCAUUAAGAUCUUAUGAAAAACAUCAUGAUGUACGACAAUUUAUGUUUGAAGCACCAUUUCUAAGACAACCAGGUUUAUCUACGGAAGAAUGCCUAUUAGCACCAGGUCCAAAACAAAGUGAUGAUUUAACUAUUCAAUGGAAACGUCGUACAAUAUUAACUACUGAAGCAACAUUCCCGCAUAUACGUCGUCGACUUGAAAUUAUACAAGUAACAGAGAUUGAUUUCACUCCAAUCGAUUCAGCGAUAGAUGCUAUACAAUGUAAAAAUCAGGAAUUAAUGAGCCAUGUAAUAACUCUACGUAAUAAUUUGACCAUUUGCCAUUAUUCAGCUAAUCCAACAUUGAAUGAAGAUAAACGUAUCUCCAUCAAUAUGCUUAAUUUACAUUCACCUACUGUAAUAACAAAUACUUCUUCAAACAUUCCUAAUGUCAUAACAUCAACAACAACAACAACAACUACUACUACUACUACUACUAAUACUAUAAAUAGUAGUAUUAAUGGAAAUCAUUCAAAAAUAUCUACUUAUAAAAUACCAUUAUUAAUGGAUAUGCAAUUACAAGGUGCAUUAUUACCUACAGUGAAUGCUGGUCCAAUGGCUUAUGCUCAAGCCUUUUUAAAAGUGGAAAAUCAAUCAUUUUAUCCUAUCAGUAAAGUUAAUCGAUUGAAAGAGUUAUUUUUUGAUUUCUUAUCAACUUGUCUGGUACUGCUUACAUAUUAUUACAAUCUAAUGUCAAGUGUACAUGAAGCAAAAUAUCGUGCUAUGCGUGAUGCAUUAGAUCGUUAUCGAGUUGAUUUAAGUAAUUUAUUAAAAGAAGAAAUUAUUGUUAAUGAAAAAGAAUUAAGAAUUGGACCGAAAUCUUCAUCCUCUUCAUCAUCAUCUUCAACAACAUCGUCUUCAUUCACAAUGAAUCAUAUUCAUUGAAUUAACCAACUACAUGAAACUCUAUUUCGUUUUUUGGUCAUCUCUCUCUCUCACUCUCUUUCAUCUUUAUCCCAUAAAUAGUAUAUUUGUGUAUACAGUAAUAGGGUCAUUGUUCCAUUAGCGUUUUGUUUAUUUGUGUGGAGCAAAUGAGUUUUCUACGGGAUAGAGUUGCUAACCCUUAUGCUUAACCUUCCCUCUUUUUAUCCAAACUUGAAAUCGGUAUGAACUCGAGAAGAACUACACAGAUAGAGUUACAUUGUUCAUUAAUCCAACUUAAUUCUAUUCAAUGAUCAUUUGUAUUAUCAGUUUAUAUUCUUAUCAUAUAAAUUCAAUAGAAAAAUAAACAUUCCAAUUAUAAUUCACAUAUCGUUGUAAUAUGUAUACACAUAAUGGUGCAUACUACUGAUAUCUAUCGACAUAUAUGAGUAGUAUAUUAACACCAAACAGAAAUAGCUUGUUUAAUCUGGAAAUUGUGUUGUUCUCGACUGUGCUAGCAACAAAUGAUAGGAGUCUUUUUUUAAAAUGCUCUACUGAAUACCUUUAUUGUUGUUUUUUUUUCAAAACACACAAUGUAUUAUGUAACUUGAAUCAAAUGUAUUUAUGAUGAUAGAUGAUUAUCACUGAUGUGUAUUUAUUCAAAUGCAUUUCUAUGUCAGUUAUUUUGAUCCCUUCUCCUACUUUCUCUUCUUCUUCUGAUUAUUAUGAUCAAUCAUAAUAUUGUACACUAUUUAUUUUCACAUAAUAGAUGUGGAUGGAUAGUUUUUUUUUUUCUGUUACCAAAUUGUAUGUAUUAUGGAUAAUUAUUUUGUAAAAUAAUAACAUAAUAUAGUAAUGAUUAUACUAUGUAUAUAUAUUCAAUUAUGAUUAUAGAGUUGAUAGACUUGUUGCCAAGGAAACAGUGUGAACGUUUACUUAUAUGAUAAAUCUUGCUAAU
Messenger RNA from Schistosoma intercalatum, 4174 nucleotides. The record is from the annotation of a GenBank genome assembly. Lineage: Eukaryota; Metazoa; Platyhelminthes; Trematoda; Strigeidida; Schistosomatidae.